AUGGUUUCAUUGUAUGUUGAUGACUUGCUGGUUACAGGAAACAACACAGAUCAUAUUCAGAAUUUCAAACAAGAGAUGAUGAAGACGUUUGAAAUGACAGAUCUGGGGUUCAUGUCAUACUUCCUUGGCAUGGAGAUUAAGCAAGGGCAAGAUGAAGUUUUCAUAUGCCAGAAAAAAUAUGUAAAGGAAAUACUGAAGAAGUUUCAGAUAGAUGAAUGCAAGGUAGCAAGAACUCCAAUCAAUCAAAAAGAGAAGCUAUGCAAAGAAGAUGGUGUUGUCAAAGUUGAUGAAGGAUAUUUUAGAAGUUUGAUUGGUUUCCUGAUGUAUCUCACAACAACAAGGCCAGACAUUUUGAAUGUUUUCACAAGAAGCAAGGAGUUCAAGCUGGUUGGUUUUUCUGACAGUGACUGGGGAGGUUCCAUUGAUGAUAUGAGGAGCACUUCAGGCUAUUGUUUUACUCUUGGCUCUAGUGUUUUCUCAUGGAGCUCAAAGAAGCAAGAAAUUGUAUCCCAAUCCAUUGCCGAAGCAGAGUUUAUUGUUGCAAUAGCUACUGUUAAUCAAGCUUUAUGGCUAAGAAAAUUUUUAUUUGACCUUGAUUUUGAGUAG
Molecule: messenger RNA, 606 nt
Organism: Benincasa hispida (wax gourd)
Lineage: Eukaryota; Viridiplantae; Streptophyta; Magnoliopsida; Cucurbitales; Cucurbitaceae
Source: RefSeq, a predicted model, not a curated record